Molecule: messenger RNA, 630 nt
Organism: Phragmites australis (common reed)
Lineage: Eukaryota; Viridiplantae; Streptophyta; Magnoliopsida; Poales; Poaceae
Product: vacuolar protein sorting-associated protein 32 homolog 1-like
Exons: 2
Coding region: 216-500 (94 amino acids)
Biological process (GO): late endosome to vacuole transport via multivesicular body sorting pathway; vesicle budding from membrane
Cellular component (GO): multivesicular body; ESCRT III complex; cytoplasmic side of plasma membrane
Source: RefSeq, a predicted model, not a curated record
AUGUUCGAAGGCCCACACAAAGAGGCCCGGUCCACUCUGAUUGACACCCAAGUGCAAAGGCCGCCCUCAUACUCCUCCCAUUUCCCAGGCCACCCCCCGGCUCUCCAUCUUUUACCCUUCUCUCUCUCUCCUUCCCGGCCGUUGCCGUUGCUCACUCUCCCUCUCCACUGGUAGCCGCUCCGCCGUCGCUGGCAGGGUGGACCCGCCGCCGUGCCAUGUUCUCCUGGCUCCUCCGCGGCUGCCGCGACGAGUGCUCCGCCUCCGACCAGCUCAAGCAGGCUCGUGAUGUCUUCGUGGCAAAAGAGGCAGUCUUGCAAAAGAAGAUUUCUCAAGAGAUGGAACGGGCCAAGGAGUUUACAAAAUCAGGAAACAAGCAAGCAGCAAUGCAGUGCUUGAAGAGGAAAAAAUACUAUGAAAGCCAAAUGAACCAGGUUGGAAGUGUCCAGUUGCGCAUUAAUACCAAGGAGAAAAUGAUCGCUGAUUACACGGGGAACAAAUAACAGAGUGAGAUCACAGCCCUGGAACUAUGUCUCAACUCAUCUUUGUUUUGUUAAGAUAUGUAAUCUGUGAAAAGUCAAUCGUUAUUGUUCUCUGGCACAGUGCACACCACAUUUAACAUUGUGUACCCUU